AAGGGUGAGUUUGACGUCAUCAGCCCGCGCUCGCUCUCUUUUUCUGUAUCUCCGCCGCCCGCGAGUCUGCUCCGUCCUGAGAGUGGCUGUAAAGAUGGACUGGCGCCCUGAUGAAGAAGGAUUACAGCAGGUUCUGCAGCUCCUGAAAGAUUCUCAGUCACCAGACACGGCCACCCAGAGAGUCGUCCAGGAUAAACUGAAGCAGCUGAACCAAUUUCCGGAUUUUAACAAUUACUUGAUCUUUGUGCUGACGCGGCUUAAAUCUGAAGAUGAGCCCACAAGAUCUUUGAGUGGUUUGAUCCUAAAAAACAACGUAAAAGCCCAUUACCAGAACUUCCCCCAGCCGGUCUCAGAGUUCAUAAAGCAGGAGUGUUUGAACAGCAUCGGAGAUGGAUCAUCGCUCAUCAGAGCCACAAUUGGUAUUCUCAUUACCACUAUUGCAUCCAAAGGGGAGCUGCAGAUGUGGCCAGAACUUCUACCUCAGCUCUGCAACCUUCUGAAUUCAGAAGAUUACAACACAUGUGAGGGUGCAUUUGGUGCUCUGCAGAAGAUCUGUGAGGAUUCCUCUGAGCUUCUGGACAGCGAUGCUUUAAACCGGCCGCUCAACAUAAUGAUCCCCAAGUUCCUCCAGUUCUUUAAGCACUGCAGCCCCAAAAUCAGGUCCCAUGCAAUUGCCUGUGUCAACCAGUUUAUCACCGACCGAGCGCAAGCCCUCAUGGACAACAUUGACACUUUCAUAGAGCAUCUUUUUGCACUAGCCGUGGACGAGGACCCUGAGGUUCGGAAGAAUGUGUGUCGGGCGCUUGUUAUGUUGUUGGAGGUGCGGAUAGACCGCCUUCUUCCUCACAUGCACAGCAUCAUCCAGUAUAUGCUGCAAAGGACGCAGGACAGUGAUGAGAAUGUAUCCCUGGAAGCCUGUGAAUUUUGGCUGACACUGGCUGACCAGCCCAUCUGUAAGGAUGCCCUGUCCAAUCACCUCUUGCAGCUGAUUCCUAUCCUGGUUAAUGGAAUGAAAUACAAUGAGAUUGAUAUUAUUCUUCUAAAGGGAGAUGUUGAGGAAGAUGAAACCGUUCCAGACAGUGAGCAGGACAUCAAGCCUCGCUUCCACAAGUCACGCACUGUGACCCUGCAGCACGAGGAAGACAGGGCUGAAGGAGAGGAAGAUGCAGACGAUGAUGACGACGACGAUGAUACAUUAUCUGACUGGAAUCUGAGGAAAUGUUCCGCUGCAGCUUUGGAUGUCCUGGCUAAUGUUUUUCGAGAUGAAUUGCUUCCUCACCUUCUCCCCCUUCUCAAGAACCUCCUCUUCCAUCCAGAAUGGGUCAUAAAGGAGUCGGGAAUACUUGUUCUUGGCGCCAUUGCUGAAGGUUGCAUGCAGGGAAUGGUUCCCUACCUACCAGAGCUCAUCCCUCACCUCAUUCAGUGCCUGUCUGAUAAGAAAGCUUUGGUACGCUCAAUAGCUUGCUGGACUCUGAGUCGCUAUGCCCACUGGGUAGUCGGCCAGCCUCCCGACCAAUACCUGAAACCCCUCAUGACUGAGCUGCUUAAACGCAUCCUGGACAGCAACAAACGGGUGCAGGAAGCCGCAUGCAGCGCAUUUGCCACUCUGGAGGAAGAGGCGUGUACAGAGCUUGUACCAUAUUUAAGCUUCAUCUUGGACACACUGGUUUUCGCUUUUGGAAAGUAUCAACAUAAGAACCUCCUAAUCUUAUAUGAUGCCAUUGGGACACUAGCAGAUUCUGUUGGACACCAUUUAAAUCAGCCGGAGUACAUCCAAAAGUUGAUGCCCCCUCUAAUCCAGAAAUGGAAUGAGUUGAAAGAUGAAGAUAAAGACCUCUUCCCACUUUUGGAGUGCUUGUCCUCCAUUGCGACGGCACUGCAAAGUGGGUUCCUACCAUACUGUGAGCCUGUCUAUCAGAGGUGUGUGACUCUGGUGCAGAAGACACUGGCCCAAGCCAUGAUGUACAGUCAGCACCCAGAUCAGUAUGAAGCUCCCGAUAAGGAUUUUAUGAUAGUAGCCUUGGACCUCCUGAGUGGGCUGGCAGAGGGGCUCGGUAACAAUGUUGAGCAGCUGGUGGCAAGAAGCAACAUCAUGACUCUUCUGUUCCAGUGCAUGCAGGACAUAAUGCCAGAAGUUCGACAGAGUUCCUUUGCUCUCCUGGGUGAUCUGACCAAGGCGUGUUUCCUCCAUGUAAAACCUUGCAUAUCGGAGUUCAUGCCUAUACUCGGUACCAACCUGAAUCCAGAGUUUAUCUCUGUCUGUAACAAUGCCACCUGGGCCAUUGGCGAGAUCUGCAUGCAGAUGGCAGAGUUCAGACUGGGAGAAGCAGAAAGAACUCAAGGAGCCAAUCCGCUGAUAGGAGCAGAGAUGCAACCGUAUGUCCCUAUGGUUUUGAAUAAUCUUGUAGAAAUUAUUAACCGGCCUAACACCCCCAAAACGCUUCUUGAAAACACAGCAAUUACCAUUGGACGGCUUGGCUGUGUGUGUCCCCAAGAAGUAGCUCCCAUGUUGCAGCAGUUUAUCAGGCCAUGGUGUACCUCGCUUCGGAACAUCCGUGACAAUGAAGAAAAAGACUCUGCUUUCAGAGGGAUCUGUAUAAUGAUUGGUGUGAAUCCUGGUGGCGUUGUACAGGACUUCAUCUUUUUCUGUGAUGCAGUAGCCUCCUGGGUCAGUCCAAAAGAUGAUCUGAGAGACAUGUUCUAUAAGAUUUUGCACGGUUUUAAGGAGCAGGUGGGAGAGGAAAAUUGGAACCAGUUUUCUGAGCAAUUUCCACCUCUGCUGAAGGAACGUCUAGCUGCAUUCUAUGGCGUGUAAUGUUAACUGGGGCAGAUCUACACACACCCAGCGUGGGAGGUUCCUGUUUGGUCCAUGAGGUGAUUGGAGAGAAUGGUGUCCUACGCCCCCACACAUCAGUCUUUAGCAGGGUUUCAGGGAUCAGUAUCCAGGGCCAAUAACAUCCUUCCACUCCAGACUUCAUCCACCUGACUUCCAAGGAACCUCAGCGGAGCACAGGAGGACGUGAACAUCAUCAACAUCCUCCCGCCACACCCCCCCACCCCCCCAGGGAUCUUUUUAGUUUAUAUGUGGAGCAUGAUGGGAGGGGAGUUGAGUCUUAGGAUUUACAAUGUUACCCUUGUAGGGUGGGGGUAGGGGAUGUACGGGGGGGCGGAGCUGGUCCCACGUCAGGAUCUGUUAUUGGGAGGGUAAGAGGGAGAGGAGGGUUGGAGGGUUAGACUAAUAGAGUGGGAGGGAGGAGGGGCAUCUACAGGUAGAGACAUUUGAUUGUUCCCCUGCAAUUCAGCGCAGGUUAGAAUCAAACCUUAAAAAUAAAAAAAUAAAAAUUCACAGAAGAAUAGGGUUGCAGCCACAGAACAGAAGGUCGGCCAUCUUUUAUAGGCCCAGAGUCAGAGGAAAGGGAAGAAAUGUGAAGCUAUGUGCUAGACACUUGGCGGAUCUGCUUGGGUGAAAAAGGAAGAGUCUCGUUCCUUUGCCAGUUUGCACAAAUGUUUAAUUAGCUGACUACUUUUCAUCCUUGUUUUCAAUACGCAAGUAGAUUGGGUCAGUAAUAUAAAAAAAUAAUGUGAGAAUUUAAUUGUGCUGCUGCUGUGCUUAGCCAUUGCUAUUGCUUGCACUUUUACUAACAGCCGCCAGGUAAGUGGGGUCUGAAAAGCAGAGCUAGUGAAGGAUCCUGUAGAGGUCACAUUGGAAAAUUGCAAUCAUAUUGCACUAGACGAUUUUGAGAAAAUCAAUAAUGAAUUUGUGUUGGGUAAUAUUUCUGCAUGGUUAAUGCUCCAUGUACAAAGGCCUCAAGGCUAUGGAGCUGGACGCCACAGCACAUCCAUUUUUUGCUUUUAGGGCAGUAAUACUUUGGUUCACCUCGUGAGGGAGCAGUGGUUGCUGUGUAAACAAAGCAGGUCUAUGUUGCACUGGGAAGUAACUGUGUGCGGUUUAUGUUCCUUAAAGUACAAUUAAACUAAAACCUUUGCUGAUCUACACAGGCUGUAAAUGCUGAUCCCUUUUGCUGAAAGGGUUGGUUUUCUGGCGGUCAUGGAGACUGCUUUAAUACGUUAUGACAUUGAGCAAGUGUGCCCAUCUGCAGUUUGUAGUUACUGACAUGUUCCUGGCCAGUAACUCUCUAAAAGUAUAAAAGUCCAGAGGAUUGGCACACCUGCAAGACUAUGAUUACCAAAGGCAACAGCCAUUUCUCUUCCGUUCAUGGACGGACACGGCAGCAAUUGACCUUAGGGUAUUAUCCUCUCUUUUAGGAGAUUGACAAGGCAGAAAAACAGCAUUUUUUGUUCUGAUGGCUUUAUGCACUUUUUUUUUUUAUGAAACAGUGACACCCCAUUCCUUUAAAGCAGGAGAGAUGGCUGCUGUUUAGUUGGUAUAGUUAAGCUGUAUUCAUGCCUGAUCCUCAAGGCUCCCCAGGGCUAGGUGCACCCCAGCACCCUAACCUUGGUGUGUAGACGGCUGUUGCUGAAGCAUCACAUUCAGCAUGCAGUUGGAAAGCAUUUAGACAAUAACUUGAGCUUCUCUGUGUGCAGCCUUUAAUUCAGAUCUGUGAGUAGUAAAUGCUGUUUUUUUUAUUUUUUACUACUGGCUGUAGAUUUCAACAGGCAUUUAGUUGGGGAUGAGCCCUGUAGAUGUUCAUUAAAUGCCUGCUGAACAUGGGUAGCUCUUUUUCAGCUCCCUUCCUGGUUGAUCUGAUUACAGAUCUUAAUUGGAAAGCUGGCUGUAGUUUUUUAACAAACCUUUAAAAAGCUCUGGGCUGAACUUUGGAGAUGAUUACUAAAUAUAUGCUUUAAAGGGAAAGCCUUAAGCAUGGUUAAAAAUAAAUAUAUAACCGCACCACAAGUCAUUUUUGUGCUUCUUGCUAAAAAAUCUUAUCGUUUUUAAAAUGCAGUCCUCUGAUUGUUCCAUAACUUUAAAAUAUGAAUUUUCUGUGACGGUGGCAAUGCUUAAUGCAUUGUGUGCCACUGAUUAUAUGCAGCCAGUCUUCAGAAUUUGUAUGUAAUUGGCCCCCUGCUCCUCCCAUCUGUUUUCCUUUAUUACCACGCUGGGACUGAUCCUGCGAUCUCAGCAGACAGCCUGUCCAGUUCAAGAAUUGUCUGCAAUCAUUGUCCCCUUUCAGCAGAACAGCAGCAAGUACAACUGCAAUGCUGGUAUACUAGAAUAGAUGCAUUCGUGGUGCAUCCAAAUAGGUGUUCAGUAUCUUACAGUUUCUUUCUAAAGCUGCCACAGCCUUAGUAGAAAAGCCCAUCCCCUUCCAGCAGCUGUAAAAUGGGACUCUUCCUUGCUUGGUAGUCAUUUGCAGAAAAACAUUGCCUCUACUCAGUCAGGCCUGUUAACUCUGCGAUUGCCAAAGCUUAGGUUUCCCAAUGAUUGCAAAGAUUUGUCUCUGACUCAGCAGAAGGCAUGUCAAACCUCUGCAAAGAUCAGGGUUACACUUUGCAGCUUGCUGGCAAGGGACUGGCUUUUAUUUCUCAAGCUGUGGCUGAUUUUUAAACAAAACAAAGACUUCAGAUUUGAAUGCGUCUGGACUCUAGUUAACUAAUUGAAACAGACAUUUAGUUUAAGCUUUAAAAAAAUGCCUGUGGUUUCUUUUUAGCCAAAUAGGGUAUGUUUUUACAUCCAGGUCCUGCACAGUUGCUUGGAAGUGUAUCGGAUCUACCAUAUAACCUUUCUAAGGUAACAGUGCUGAAAUUCUGUAACUUUUGCGUGCCUCCAAACUGAUCCUCGUGGAGCAACCUGCAUUCUCUGCGGUUUAUGGGGCUUUGAUCUCUGUCCAAGUUAAAAUGAAGUCCUCCCUCCAAUGACAAACUUUAACGCUAACUACUUUUAAAUUCCAGUGGGCAGUGGAGACCCUGACAUUUAACAGUUGAAUGACAGGGGUGGAGAUUAAUCUUCACUGGGGCAAAUAAGCUGCCAUGUACAGUGUGAGCCUGCCAUUAAAAGGGGCUCCACAGGGUCACAGGCCUACUAGAAAACUGCAAGGAGCUACGCUAGAGGGGGGAUUUUUUUUUUUUUUUUUUUUUACACUAGAUUUAUCGGUUAUUGGGGUUUGACCCAGGUACGCGCAGGCUUUAAGGCGCUGCACUUAAGCACUGUCACUUUAGAAACAUUUGGUCCUGCUCAGAGUCAAUUUUGAUAAACACGGCAACCAUUAAAUCACUCAUGAGGUUUGCAAAGAAAAAAAAUAAAAAUACAUAUAAAUGUAGUUCUGAUUUAACAAUAGCCGUUGGACUUGGCAUGUUCUACUUUGCCAUCUUGAGGUCUAGGCCUAUGCUAAAACAUUCCACUUUUCGUUCCCCUAGCAGCGAUUUAUAAAUAUUUUAGGACUGGUAAGAAUUCCAGGGCACAGGUAACGAUGAAGGCAUGAUGUUGGAUGACUUAGGAUAGUAUGGGCACUCAGCAGAAGGAGGCAGCAGCAUGGAACAGCUCUAGGUUUAGUAUGUGUUUAGGAUGGGCAUGGCCUUGAGCUUAUGUGGACUGGUUUUAAGGGGGAAAAUAAUGACGGUUUGCAAAUAAGAUGGUUUACAGACAGUGUAGUGUGAGCUCCUGGGCCAAGACAAUAGCGCCCACUCAUUACCAUCCUCACUUCCUGUUUUGUACAGUAGGGCACACCACUAGGCUCCAGUUGAAUUCUGGGACUGUAUAUUGGUAUUUGUGAUGUAAUGUUUCCUAUGGUAAAACUGCAGUGUAUUUAGUGUAAAGCCGUCUGCUUGCACCUUUGCUCAGAUGAGAAUUAUAUUCUCAUUUUAUGUAUAUUUUUUUUUCAAUUUUUUUUUUUUUGUUAACUAAAAUGCAGUUUUUUUGUGA
Messenger RNA from Rana temporaria (common frog), 6820 nucleotides. RefSeq names its product transportin 2 (gene TNPO2). The transcript is spliced from 26 exons. Bases 95 to 2815 code for a protein of 906 amino acids. NCBI's taxonomy places the organism in Eukaryota, Metazoa, Chordata, Amphibia, Anura, Ranidae. The record is from RefSeq and is a predicted model, not a curated record. Gene Ontology annotation, molecular function: nuclear import signal receptor activity; small GTPase binding. Gene Ontology annotation, cellular component: cytoplasm; nucleus. Gene Ontology annotation, biological process: protein import into nucleus.